CAGAGACAGUGACCAGAAUACGGCUCCAGAUCAACAUCGUAAUUUGUUCAUAACGAGCUGUAUUCUGGGAUCCAGACUAGGUUGGUACCUGCAUUCAUUAUUUCUAGAGUCAUAAGUUUUUCUGUCUUUCCGUCUACCCCAUUUGAUUCUUUGUGAGAAUAAACAGCAAUACUGGUUCGAGUUAAAAACUGUUUUCGAUGGAGACAGAAGACUUUAACAAUGAGGAAAGUAAUUCCAUAGAAAAUAAAAAAAUAAACAAGAAACUUGUAAAACAAUGGAAAACAGAACUAAAGGAAAAGCAUGAUGCUAGUACAAUAAGAAAAGUUAUUUCUGGGUUUAAAGCUGCAGUGCAACGAGCAGGUGGAGAAGAAAUGACAGAUUAUAAAAUAGAUGACGAUGCAGCAGUCGAUGGAAUUGUAUGUUUAUGUCACACUGAACUAGUGCCUGCCUUGCAUAAGUUUUUAAAAUUGCCAAAACCAGAAAUGUCAGAAAAUGAAAAUCAAGUGAAUCCUUCUGAAUGUGAAUCUUGGAAGAAAAUUUCUAGUUCUGUGCAAUCAUAUUUAAUUGAUAUUACUAUGUUUUCAGCUACUGUUUCUGAACCAGCAACCAUUACCACCCUGUUGAAACAUAUUUUACAUCUUAUUCCAUUUUAUUUAAUAUUUGUUCAAAUUUCAAGAAGUUUAAUUACGGCACUCAUUAAGUUCUGGAGUAAUGAUGAAGAGAGUGUGAGAACUCUCUGCUCUCUCUGUAUCGUCCGCACUGCUAGGUCGUUACCUUCGGAGUACUUAGGUUAUACUUUACAGCAAUUGUAUGCAGAGUAUGUAAAAAACUGUAAAUUUACAAGCAAAACAUUGUGGCCUUUGAUCAAUUCUAUGAAAAGAUCAUUGGUAGAAUUAUAUUCCUUAAAUCUUUCGGUAGCUUAUCGACAUGGCUCCAUCUUCAUCCGACAUUUGAGUAUACGUUUACACACGGCAAUCAAGACAAAGACAAGGGAAGCUGUUCGUGCUGUUUAUAAUUGGCGGUAUAUUCAUUGCUUAUUAUUUUGGAUGAGUUUGUUAUCAACACUAAAUCAAAAUGAUCUAGAAAGUUUAAUCUGUCCUUUAGUACAAAUUACUAUUGGAACAAUAAAUUUGAUUCCAACACCCAGAUAUAUUCCUGUACGUUUUCAUCUUGUCAAAGGUUUGAUGUUUCUGUCUAAGGCUACAGAUAGUUUUAUUCCUAUUUUACCAUAUAUAUGUGAGACACUGAAUAUUAUGGAUUUCAAAAAGAAACGUACUUCAAGCAAUUUGGUACCGAUGGAAUUUGACUGUGCUUUAAAACUAUCAAGAUAUCAUCUGCUAGAAAAUGGCAUUAAAGAUACAGUUUUUGAAUUAGUUUAUGAAUUAAUGCUUGAAUAUUUACAGUCUCAGUCUCAUACUAUUGGAUUUCCAGAGUUAGUAUUACCAACUGUUGCUCGUAUUAAAUCUUUUUUAAACACCUGCAAAAUUUCCAAUUAUUCUAAAAAGUUAAAGCAGCUGGUUGAUAAAAUUCAAGAAAAUUCUGCAGAAAUUACAGAUAGGAGAAAAUCUGUUCCUUUGGACUUGUCCAAUUCUGAUGCCAUUAAACAAUGGGAAAGAGAAUUGAAAGAAAGAGGAACUCCAUUAGUAAAAUUUUAUGAAACUUUGAAGAAUGUUCAACUACCUGUAAAAGUUGAAAAUAAAGAUUCAUAGAUUCAAUAGUUGGAUAUGGUCCACCA
Molecule: messenger RNA, 1735 nt
Organism: Centruroides sculpturatus (bark scorpion)
Lineage: Eukaryota; Metazoa; Arthropoda; Arachnida; Scorpiones; Buthidae
Product: nucleolar complex protein 2 homolog
Exons: 12
Coding region: 198-1709 (503 amino acids)
Biological process (GO): ribosomal large subunit biogenesis; negative regulation of transcription by RNA polymerase II
Cellular component (GO): Noc2p-Noc3p complex; Noc1p-Noc2p complex; nucleoplasm
Molecular function (GO): transcription corepressor activity; histone binding
Source: RefSeq, a predicted model, not a curated record